AGCUGCACCACAAGAAGCAGCAGCAGAAGGGGUAGCAGGAGCAGCAGCAGCGUUGUAGGAGGAGAUAGAAGCAGGAGCAGCAGAAAGGGUAGCCGUAGAAGCAGCAGCAGCAGCCGGGCAAGAAGGGGAGGCAGGUGACUUGAAGGUCGCCGGCAGUGAGAGAGAGAAGUCACCUGAUCCAGGCGAGCGCACACCUCCGAGGCAACCCCUAACCCGAACAGAUGAGGGGAAAGCGAGAGAGGGCGAGCAUCGCCAGCGUGGGCUAGAAAGGGAGGCUGGCACUUUUUGGAGCGAGCCUCCCUGCCAAGUACCGGACCCGGGAGACUGGUCACCUUAACUAUGUCCCAGCCGGUGGACAGGAUGCACUCCAAAAGGGCAGGGAUCCGGGCGGCUGUGGUUCUCAUAGGGUUGUUGCACAAGUCGCGAAAGCAAAAUAAAGAGAAAAGGAAACAGGAGCUGUCCAACAAUUCUGAUGCACCCCUUUCAGAUGGACCUCUUUCCCCUCCCCUCACGGCGCCCCCAACCAUGAAGUCUGCAGAAUUCUUUGAGAUGCUGGAGAAAAUGCAGGGAAUCAAGCUGGAAGAACAGAAAACAGGAAGUCAGAAAAACAAGGAUGACUACAUCCCGUACCCCAGCAUUGAUGAGAUCUUGGAAAAGGGGCCCCCAUACCCCAUGGUGAUCCUCCCUCAGUUUGGAGGCUACUGGAUCGAGGAUCCCGAGAACCUCUGCACCCCGACAUCUUCCGAGAGCAGCAUCGGCGAGGAGGAGGAGACAGAGGGCCUCAGCCCCAGCACAUUUGGCUACCGGUUAGAGUGUAAAGGAGAAGCCAGGGCCUACAGGAAGCACUUCCUGGGGAAGGAUCACUUAAAUUUUUACUGUACAGCCAGCAGCCUUGGAAACCUCAUCCUUUCCAUUAAGUGCGAGGAGGUGGACGCGGUGGAAUACCUACGGAUUAUACUCAGGUCCAAAGUGAAAACAGUCCACGAACGGAUUCCCUUGACAGGACUGAGCAAGCUUCCCAGCAUUCCUCAGAUUGCCAAGGCGUUCUGCGAUGAUGCCGUCGGACUGAAAUUCAAUCCUGUCCUGUACCCCAAGGCUUCACAAAUGAUAGUGUCAUAUGAUGAACAUGAAGUGAACAACACAUUCAAGUUUGGUGUUAUAUAUCAAAAAGUCAAACAGACCCAGGAGGAGGAGUUGUUUGGGAACAAUGAAGAGAGCCCUGCCUUCAGAGAGUUCUUGAGUUUGCUGGGGGACACUGUCACGCUCCAGGACUUUAAAGGGUUCCGAGGGGGCUUGGAUGUGACCCAUGGCCAGACGGGGACGGAGUCUGUGUACACUGUGUUCAGGGACAGAGAGAUCAUGUUUCAUGUCUCCACGAAGCUGCCUUUCACUGAAGGAGACAACCAACAGCUGCAGAGAAAGAGACACAUUGGUAAUGAUAUCGUGGCGAUUAUAUUUCAAGAGGAAAACACUCCGUUUGUACCCGACAUGAUUGCUUCAAAUUUCCUGCACGCUUACAUCGUUGUGCAAGCCCAGCACCUGGAUUCUGAAACCACAUCCUAUAAGGUCUCUGUCACCGCUCGAGAAGAUGUUCCUCCCUUUGGCCCAUCCCUGCCCAGCCCGCCCGUGUUUCAAAAGAGCCCAGAAUUCCGGGAAUUUCUGCUGACCAAGCUCACCAAUGCAGAGAAUGCCUGCUGCAAGUCUGACAAGUUUGCAAAGCUGGAGGACCGGACCCGGGCUGCCCUGCUAGACAACCUGCACGAUGAACUCCACGCCCACACGCAGAUCAUGCUGGGGCUUGGGCCCGAGGAGGAUAAAUUUGAGAAUGGGAGCCACGGGGGGAUCCUGGAGUCCCUUAAGAGAGCCAUACGUGUCCGCAGCCACUCGAUGGAGACCAUGGUGGGAACCCAGCGGAAGCAUCACAGUGGAGGCAUUCCGGGGAGCCUCAGUGGGGGGAUCCCCCACAACAGCGUGGAAGUCACCAAGACCACUUUCUCCCCCCCCGUCACGGUGGCCACCACCAAGAAUCAGUCCCGGAGCCCCAUCAAACGGCGGUCCGGACUGUUCCCUCGCCUGCACACGGGGGCCGAGGGCCAGGGGGACACCCGGACCCGAUGUGACAGUGUGUCUGCCACCCAGAAGACCUCAGAUGGUGGGCACUCUUCUCAAGACAUGAAAUCAGAGACCUCAUCCAAUCCCAGCUCCCCUGAAAUAUGCCCCAACAAAGAAAAGCCCUUCAUCAAGCUGAAAGAGAACGGUCGGUCCAACAUCUCCCGCUCCUCAUCCAGCACCAGCAGCUUCAGCAGCACAGCGGGCGAGAGCGAAACCAUGGAAGAGUACGAUAGCAUGGGCAGCCAGCCAGCCACGGCCUCCCCCUACAAACAGGAAGUGUUUGCCUACAGCCCCUCCCCGAGCAGUGAGAACCCCAGCCCGGCGGUGGCCGCCACCCCAGUCAUCAUGAGCAGGAGCCCCACAGAUGUGAAGAGCAGAAACUCCCCGAGGUCCUCCAACCUGAAGUUUCGCUUUGAUAAACUCAGCCACUCCAGCGCCAGUCCUGGCCACUAGUGGGAGAGAGGAGCUGGUAAACUUGGUAAAGGGAAGUCCUGUUUUAACCCAGGAAAAACUCUUCUGAGAAGUGGGAAUGUCCCCGUCCACUACACACUAAUAAGAGCAGCUGCAGCGCAUCUUGCAGGAUUGCAUUGCAAUCCUCCAGUUCCUCAGACAGGCUUUCGUGCUGAGGGGAGACCCUGCUUUUUCUCCACCGUGUUCCCAUCCCCAAGGGCUCUCUCUCUCAGCAGCAGGGCCCCCUCCUCAGUCCCCUUGGGGUAGACCACCCCUACCAUGUAGCAUACACUGUACCCACAGCUGCACCACCCGUGGGCCUGAUACGUGGAAAUAUACUCCCCCCGUGUGCCCUGUUUAUGUACCAUGGCUGUUUGUCUCUCAGAGACGAUGAGGUGCUGUCCACCUUGUGUUGUCUUAGAGGGGAUGGGCUUUUCCAGCGGAAGAUCUAGUUCUCCUGGGCAGCCCUUGCCGCCUGCCCCUGGAUGCUUUUCUUUAGGGCCUUAGGCAUGUUUGUGAGGACUGAGAGAGGAGAUCACAGAGGUCCACAGAUCAGACUGCAUCCCUCCUCGCUUUUGCUUCGUUGGUGCUUCGUUCUGGGACCUGGGAUUAACUCCAUCCCCACUCAGAGUUUCUUGGGGGCUAGGGAAUAUAGUCUGCUAUUGGCCAAUGAGCCCCUUGGCUAGUUGUGAACAGUAGGAGAUAGUUCUGUUUGCAGCUUUUGGACUACUCCUGACAAAGCAGAGGUGGGGAGGAUGCCCAAUGGACACUCCUCGGGGGAGACUCUGGAGAAUUCAGGGGCUGACCCAAGCCCUCCCAGCCCUAUCCCAAACCCUUCCUCCUUGGGUGGGCUGAUGGCCCCAUAUGCUUUCUCCAUCAUGGCAGUCUUAGAAGGUCUGAGGGCUGUCCUGAUGCUCUCCCUCAGUGGACACCCUGGAGGAACACUGGGAAGCUCUUUAGAUCCCUUGGGCCUUGGCUUCCUGCUCCCUGAGGAACAUACUAGCUCUUGGCGUAGUUCUCCGAUUGGUCCAUUCCCUCCCCCGAUCUGUUUCCAGGUGGUAGUCUUGGUCCAGUCAGGGGGCAUUUCAGUUUCUAAGCCUUCCUUGCCUGCUGGUUUAUGAUGGUGAGGAUGGGGCUUCCCUCGUCCAUGCCCUGCCAUUUUCCUGAAGGGGAUUUCCUGCCCAGCAGGGGAAGUUGGUGGAUUCAGCCCUGCAGUGGUAGGGUCAGGGAGGGUAGAGGUGGCUUGGGAGAGGCUGUGGGGAUUUUAGGGAGUUGUGGUAGGUGGUGGCUUUAAGGCCCAGACUGGAGUCUCCACUGGAGUCUGGGAAGUGUAGCUGUGGUAAAAAAGGUCAAGGGUGAGAUGAACCCGCCGUCCACCAAUCAGCAGAUAUGCCCACUGAACCCCUCCUGGGCCAGCCGGUGACUCCUCAGUGGGUUUCCAUGCGGUCCUUUUAAUGCAUAUUGGCUUCCUGCCCCUGCCCAAUGCCCACAGGGUGAGAUGACUCAGAGCAGAAAUGCCCCACCCAGCCCAGGGAGGUUAAAGAGCAGUUGUGUCAUGCUUGCUGGUAGAAUUCUUUUGUUUUUUUGCUUUCCUCAAAUUCUUCCAAGAACCAAGUUCCCCAUUUGAAUCUGGAUCCAAGAGUGAUGGGGUGAUCUACUGGCAAUCCCCAUCCAGGUUCCUUGGCCAUCUCAGGGUGGCUUGUGCUGGAGGGAGGUUGUCAUGGUCUCCAAGAGCAGGAGGAGACUGGGCCCCGAUGCCCAGUCUCGGAGAUCGGAGGCAAACCCAUGGGCAGCGAGAGCGGGUUCGGAUUGCUAUACCCCUCUUGGUCUUGCUGGAAACACCAGAACCACAUCCCUCUAAUUGCUCCCUCCCUGCUGCUAAAGAGUGAAGCCAGAGGUGAUUAAGGACAGGUGCUGCCUCUUGGGGCACUAAACUCCUCCCUAGUUGACUAUGGUCUCGUCUCCCAGUGGCUCGUGGGGUCAGGGGAACGGCGGGCUCACCAGCUGGCCAGAGUAUGAUGUGCUCUCACGAUUCAUCCCCUCUGCACCUUUCCUUGGUCCAAGCUUGAAUUCGGAGUGAUGUUGAGGCCCAGAGGCGUCCUCCAUCCCAAAACCUCCCCCCAGUUCACCGUCCAUCAGCCAGAGUCUAAACGUUGGUCUCUGUGAGACCGAGUUGGGAAACUCGUGUUUCAUGGUCUUUGAGGUAGGGCCCGGCUCUUGUAGGCCCCUGCAGCUGUGAGGGAGUCCCAACAGCUGGGCUCUGGGAGAAGGCUCCUGAAGUCUGUGGUGAACGGUCAGCCUGUCCGUUUGCUUCUUUGCUGGCCUGCAGAUACUGUCCCAUCUCAAUCCCCCAAAGCCCUUGAGACCCUUAAACCCAAUGCAGAAGGCUAUCUCUGCCUGGGUCUCUGAGAGCAGAUGGUUUUGAAUUUAAACAAAUUUCAUCUCCCACUCCACCAGGCAGGAAACCUUAGAAGAAGGUCCCUGUGGAGUUAGUGGUUGAUCCUCGUAUUAGACGUUAAACUCAACGAGCCAGACAGUAGUUGGCUCUCGUUUUCUUGUGCUUAUCUCUUAAGGUAUGGGCAAAAACUGUAAAAAGGAAAAACUGUUGAUUUCAUUUCCCAAAUUGAGAAAAAGCCAGUCUGUGGUUCGGGACAAUUCUGGCUCCCCCAAGCACCCCAAGGGGUGGCUGAGCCCUCUAAGGGCCAAGUGGCCUUCUUGGAUUUGUUGAAUGGUGCCCACUGGAUUGGGCGGUCACCCCUCCACCGCCCCCCGGGGUUGGGAUGGGCUGCUCCCCCCCAGAGAUGAUAAUAGCAGAGGGGAGUUAGACACAGAGCUGGCUUCAGGGCUCGGAUGUUUGGAUCUCACCUGACAGCUCAGGGAAUCUGGAGGGAAACAAAGCCAAUUUGAUCUGGUUCCAUCACCCUCGGCCCAGGAGACCCUUGGGAGUCUCCAUGGCAACGGGGGGCAGACUGAGUCCGGAGGGGAGCCGAGAGUUGGGGGGCAGGGGGGUCCAGACCUGAAAGGAGAUCUUUGUACCUUUCAACGUGCUGCUUGUCUCCGGCUCUAUCCGGAUCCUAUGAAGCAUAGGCAAUGUGGUUUAUUUACAAAGGGGGGGAUGAAUUCUCACCCGUCUUUUCCUUUGUGAUGUUCAGCUAUCGGGUCCUUUUGUUUCAGCUUGAAUGAGUGAAGUUGUUUUCUGUUGUUUAAAAUCUCCAAGCAUGUUGGCCAACUUUUCGUUUCCCCCCUACCAUGAAUGUAGCAUUGUGAGACUCCGGUGAAGGAGAAACUUCUGAGUUUAUGAUGUUCAAAUGUGAAGAGAGUGGCUAAGCGUGACAAAAUCGAAGAACUGUAUCUCAGAAAUUAUUUUAUUACUUUUUAGAAAGCAGGUGCUUUGUAGAGUCUCUGGUCGCCUAUGUUUUGUAAAUAUUGUACAUUUAAUUUAUUGCUAUGGUAGCCCAUUGUACCGGUUAUGUAUAAAACAGAUUCUAAAAGGUUCACAAAUGUAUAUUUUGUUGCUUAAAUGUGUCUUUGCAAAAAUUCACAAUAAAUAACAUAUUUUGUGUC
Molecule: messenger RNA, 6126 nt
Organism: Tachyglossus aculeatus (Australian echidna)
Lineage: Eukaryota; Metazoa; Chordata; Mammalia; Monotremata; Tachyglossidae
Gene: RAP1GAP2
Product: RAP1 GTPase activating protein 2
Exons: 24
Coding region: 340-2565 (741 amino acids)
Biological process (GO): regulation of small GTPase mediated signal transduction; activation of GTPase activity
Cellular component (GO): cytoplasm; plasma membrane
Molecular function (GO): GTPase activator activity
Source: RefSeq, a predicted model, not a curated record